This is a messenger RNA of Lichtheimia ornata, 1209 nucleotides long. RefSeq lists its product as uncharacterized. The transcript is spliced from 2 exons. The record is from RefSeq and is a predicted model, not a curated record. Gene Ontology annotation, molecular function: GTPase activator activity; small GTPase binding. NCBI's taxonomy places the organism in Eukaryota, Fungi, Mucoromycota, Mucoromycetes, Mucorales, Lichtheimiaceae. Gene Ontology annotation, cellular component: cytosol; nucleus; perinuclear region of cytoplasm. Gene Ontology annotation, biological process: activation of GTPase activity; nucleocytoplasmic transport. The coding region runs from base 1 to 1209 and encodes 402 amino acids.
AUGGCCGAUUCCACCCCCAACACUGUGUUCUCUAUCGAAGGCAAAGGUCUUAAACUCAAUACCGCCGACGAUGUCAAGGAAUUCGUCGAAACGAUUGUACAGAUGGAGGAUCUGGAAGUGAUUCGCCUUAGUGGCAACACGAUCGGUGUUGAAGCAGCUCAGUCUUUGGCCGAUGCUCUCAAGAGUAAAAAGGGUCUUAAGCGGGCGUUGUUGUCUGACAUUUUCACGGGACGAUUGUUGGAUGAGAUCCCUCAAGCACUCAAGGCCUUGUGUGAUGCAUUUGCCGAGACUUCUCUUAUUGAACUUGAUUUGAGCGACAACGCAUUUGGUCCUGCUGGUGCUGAACCUUUGAUCGAAUACUUGUCCAACAACACGACAUUGGAGAUCCUUCGUUUGAACAACAAUGGUUUGGGUGUUGGUGGUGGCACCAUGAUCGCCAAGGCUUUGCAGGCAUGGGCUGAUAAGGCACGCUCCGAGAAUCGUACUUCGACUUUGCAUACUGUCAUUUGUGGUCGUAAUCGUCUUGAGGAUGGUAGUGCUCCUUUCUUGGGUACCGCUUUCGCUGCUCAUGGUACUUUGCGUGUUGUUCGUAUGCCACAAAAUGGUAUCCGCCCCGAUGGCAUUGUCAAGCUCGUCAAGGGUCUCUCCGAGUGCAAGCAUCUUGAACAUCUCGAUUUGCAAGAUAACACUUUUACCGCAAAGGGAUCCAAGGCUCUUGCUCGUGUCCUCAAGAAUUGGUCCAAGCUUCAAAUCCUCAACCUCAGCGAUUGUUUGCUUUCCAAGCGUGGUGGUCUCGCUGUGGCCGAAUCUUUGCGUGAUGGCAGCAACAAGGGCUUGACUCAUUUGCAUUUGCAAUACAAUGAAAUCCGCAGCGAUGCUAUCCUUGUCCUUGCUGAAGCUGUUCGUACCCAUCUCACCUUGUUGGAACUCGUUGAACUCAACGGCAACCAAUUCGAUCCCGAAAUGCGUGAGACUCAAGCCUUAAUAGACGCUCUUGCUGAACAUGGCCAUGAUGAAGCUCUUGAUGAAUUGGAUGAUAUGGAGGAAGUCGACAGCGAAGAAGAGGAUGAUGAGGAAGAUGAGACGGAUGAGGAACCUGAACUUGUUGAGAAGGCUGAGAAGGCUGAAGCUAAGGAACCAAAGACAAUCAGCAAGGAUACCGCUGCAGAGGAUGAUCUUGUCAACAAGCUCGAAAAGACUCACAUUUAA